This is a messenger RNA of Engraulis encrasicolus (European anchovy), 4151 nucleotides long. It is a transcript of the gene sdc2, whose product is annotated as syndecan 2. The record is from RefSeq and is a predicted model, not a curated record. The transcript is spliced from 5 exons. Gene Ontology annotation, cellular component: cell surface; membrane. The coding region runs from base 402 to 1019 and encodes 205 amino acids. Gene Ontology annotation, biological process: cell migration. Lineage: Eukaryota; Metazoa; Chordata; Actinopteri; Clupeiformes; Engraulidae.
UUCUUCACUACUUUGCCAUUGAGCUUUGGUAGCGAGUCCUCGUGCAACGUGAGUAAUGUGCGAUAUGGCAGAAUGUUAGCGGCAUAACGGAGGUUUGUGGCAACAUUUCAAUCAGAAUCCAGACGGGGAAUUCGCCGCAACUAGUCUAGCUAUUCGUUUGCCAAAUAACCCGUGAGGGCUGAGAACAUAUCCAGAAAGUCACUUUUGAAGAAAAAAGUGCGCGGAGGAAUAACAAAAAAGCAACACGUAUCCGGUAUUCCAACCCUACCAGAGCAAGGGUACCGAGACAGCGUAGCGUCGAGUACGAAGGUGUACUAGGAGAGUAACAGACGCAACUGGACGAAGAGAGAAGGGUCGAGAUUUGUCAAAUUCUACCAGACACGACAGUUACCUAAGGAAUAAUGAGGAACUUUUGGAUGAUACUGACCCUGUGCGUCGCGGCUCUGCUUUCAUCUGAAAGGUUAUCGGUGUGGGCAGCGGAUGACCUAUACCUUGAGGACACAGGGUCUGGCGGCUACCCAGAGGAUGAUGACGACUUCGGAUCCGGAUCAGGAUCAGGUGCCGGAGAGGUGAUUGAGGCUGUGGAGGCCGUGACGGUGAACACGCUGUACAUCGCACCAAAGGCUGAGCCCACGCAGGACACCACCAAAGACUUCACGCCCAAGGUGGAGGAGGUCACGGAGCUCCCUGAAGCCAGGGAGACACCCCGCAAACCUGUCCGGACAGAGCCCCCGGCGCCAGCCACAGAGGAGCCUCGUAGGAAAGUUCCCGGUAGUACCCCCAGCCCUCCCCGCCCCGCCGACACGCUGGAGGUGCACACACAAAACCUCUUCCAGCGGACGGAGGUGCUCGCAGCGGUCAUUGCUGGUGGAGUCAUUGGCUUCCUCUUUGCCAUCUUCCUCAUCCUCCUCCUGGUGUACCGCAUGAGGAAGAAGGACGAGGGCAGCUACGACCUGGGGGAGAGGAAGCCCUCCGGAGCCGCCUAUCAGAAGGCCCCCACCAAGGAGUUUUACGCGUAGACUGCCAAUCUCUUACCAUCCAACCUCCCCCCACCCCCACCCCACGGUCAUCCGUAUGAGCUCCUGACCCCUACACCCACCGUACCUGCCCAUCCCUUCUCCUUUUGGAGCGCCCCCUGCCCCCCCUCCCACUGCCCCCCCACUUGCCUCCAGACAGCAACACUUCACAGUGGGAGUGUGCGAUGGUGUUUGAUUAACAGCCCGGAUCGCCGCCGCCAUCACAACACAACAUGGCAACGAGGAAGACCUAAAGAAUAUCAACACAAACACCACAGUCCACCACAGUCGCCGGAACAAAACCUGGAGAGCUUUUAAAGUAGAAAAAAAUUGUAAUUCAGACCUCUUUUUUGUUUUUUUGUUUUUUUUCUUUCUUUGUCUUCUUUUUUAAGAAAAAUAAUGAGGAGCCAAGCAAUGCUUAUUUUACAGCAAAAAUCUGUGCAUAUUUAAACCUUGUUUUGUGUCUUGUUUGAAAAUGGCUGAAAAAGAAAAAAACCCAACGUCGCAUCCUGUACAGGCCAGAAAACAUGAUCUGCAUCUGUCUUCUGUUGAAGGAGCUGGUUUUAGUCACUGACUACUUUUUAACUGUAGCAGUAUGUAUUUGUAAAGAAAAAAAAACAAUUUAAAUGUGGAAAUAAUUGAAUAUAAUUGUCCUGUAUCAAUCCUGCUUUUUUUCUUUGAUCCUCUUUUUGUCCUAGCAUGUCUCAAGUCAAUCUUCUUUUUAAACAUAAAAGUAUAUUUCAUUAAUUUAUCUUUUUUUCCUCAGAUUUUUUUUUCAGAAUGCCUUUUUUGUGUAGAUUCCAUGAAGCUUUUUUUCUGUUCUGGUUGCGUAAUUAACUAACGGUCAAACUGUAUAUGUCCCUCCCUCUGGCGUAUGUACAAUGAUUAUUAUUUCUCUCUCGGCUCAUCUGUAUCUCUUUCAUUUUUCCUUCAUUUGCAUUUCAUUCACCGAAUCUAAGCUUCCAGUGCAGGGGUGCAUUUCUGGAAAGCGUAGUUGCUAACUUUGUUAGCUACUUUGUUGGUUGCAAUGCAAUUUCCCAUUGGCAACUACUGCUAACUGCCAACAACUACGCUUUCCAGAAAUGCACCCCAGAGCUCUCGCUGGCUCUGUCUCUGUCCCCUAUCCUUGUUUUAUUUGUUCAUGUAUAGCUUUAGGUCAAUACAUUUGGCAUCAUGUACCUCUUUUCAACGGUCAUCAGUUCUCAGUGAUGAGAAACAACGGGAUGCCCCGAUGCGGGAGGCAAGGACGGCUCCUCUCCUGGUGUAUUCCCAAUGGUGUAUUUAAUUAUUUAAUUUAACUUGAUUAUCACGUACGGUACAUGUGGACACUCUUCUUUAAUCGGUCUCUGUUAGAAGUAGCGUGUCCUGGGAGGGGCAUUUAUUUUUUGUCUCAUUUUUCUUUUGAAUUAUUUUUUUUUUGUUAAGUGUGGCCCAUCAAAGUAUGCCUCCUGCCCUUUACACACUUCAUCAUUUCUGAACCCUUAACACAAAGUACACACACACAAACAUACACAAACAUACACACACAAACAUACACGCACACACACACACACACACACAAACGCACACACACACACACCGACUCUUUCCCCCUCUUCCUUCAUUCUGACUGGAAUGGUAUCAGACCUCCCAGGCCAGUCCAUUAGAAAUGUCCCCAUAAGCCUAUGUGUCCCCAUAUCACCUCAAUGUCACUUCUGUGUGUAUCCAAGUGGGGGGUUGUUCAUGAUGCACAGUGCUGAUGAAUGGUACAGCUCAGCUUUGAUGUCUUGAGCUACCAUGCGUAACGGGGACGGGGAACCUAACUGGGUUACAUUCUCUGAUCUCUGGAGUCAAGGGUCUUGAGUCUGUUUGGUUGGAGACGUUUGAUACCAGCAGACCCACUUUUAAAAAAAGACAGUUGUUGCCAUUGACAGUGGUGACAAUGGGGCACUCAACCCUGAGCCCCACCAUGUUGGGAUGGCCAGUAAUAAUCCCAGACUACACUGUCUUUUACUUCUUCCUGCUGCGUGUAUGGGCUUGCAGAUGGGCAAAAUUAUCUUGCAUGGAAACCUGUUGGCACAGCAGGUUACGAAGUUGCCUUGGAAAAAAAGUUGAGCUUUGUAAUCUAGAGUUUUGCACUUUUUACCCCCCCUUAAACCCUGUCUGUCUAUAUAUGUCUGUAUGUCUGUGUGUUUGCCUCUGCCUGCCUGCCCUGUAUUUUUUCCUUCCCCCUCCGUGUUGCCAACUUCCCUUUUUUCCUGUCCUGCUUUCUUUUCUCAUCCCCUCUUAGUCUCAUUUUAUUACUUUUCCUUGCUGUGUUUCUCUCUCACGCACGGAUAAAAAGAGAAAUGUCUGCUUCAAGCUCGAUUUUUUUCUUUGCUACACAUGAUUUUUUAACAAUGUUUUUCGUGACGUUUUGGGUGAAAACCAUUCAGACGUGUCAUGAAAACAAAAUAACGUCACAAAAAACAAUAAAAUCGGCGGGAGCAAAGAAAUCCCUGUUGAAGCUGGCUUUUCUCUCUUUAUCUGGUUAUUUGUUUGUCCUGCUCCCAGGUCAGACGUUUGGUUGUGCGAGCUUUAACUUAGUACUAUUUUUCACACACACACCCAUCAUGUUCCUGCCAACCUUUCUACUUCCUCCCUUCCCUUGCAGUUUCUGUCACCCUCUCUCACACAAGGUCGAGAAGAGAAGAAGGUACUGACAUCCACACUAAGCAAGAACCCAAAGACCCCUCAGUAUUUGCAAAGCCACCACAUAACUACGCUUACUUGGCCACAUUCAGAUGUUUUUUUUGUUGUUGUUGUUCUGUUUUUUCUUUUUUUUCUUAGCCUUUAGGUUUUUUAUUGUUACUAGAGACCUGACCGUAAGUCCAAUUGCUUAUUCGUAUAUGAAAAAAAAAAUCUAUAUAUAAAUAUAUAUAAAUGUAUAUUCACAAAUGUUUUAAACCUUCAAAGUGCCUACCAUUUGGAAAUGUGCUUGUUCUAGUCAUGGCUUGAGAAGGUGCGGUCAUCAGAUCAUGAGGCGUGUGGAUGGAUUUCUCUAAGCACCAAUGACUGUAAUGGUAACUUUUUUUUAGUCUUACAAAAAAAAGCAGGCAGUAUUGUACCUAUAAGUUGAAACAACACUACUGAAUAAACAUUGUGGCCUAAUAUGGA